This is a messenger RNA of Blumeria graminis f. sp. triticale, 405 nucleotides long. Lineage: Eukaryota; Fungi; Ascomycota; Leotiomycetes; Helotiales; Erysiphaceae. The record is from the annotation of a GenBank genome assembly.
AUGAAGUUCCUAUAUUCUGCUUCCCUGAUGAGCCUAUUUACCUUGGCCUUAUCAAAAUGCAACUACUUGUGCCCGAGCACUAUCAAAAUUGCCGAGGAGGCUGUACAAGCCGCAGCCGAAAAGGUCGACCGGAACCCCAAGAAAAAGCACGACACGACAUGGAAGACCGAAAACACUCUUCACAUCACUUUUGAUCUUGAGAACAAGAUAAUUGAUGGCACCGAGUAUUCAAUUUCAGCUCGAAUUUUUACACCAGACAAUACAAUACGGGUAUUUGAGACUGAAACUAAGACCGGGAAACAAAGUUACUGUGACAAGGUCGUAGUCAACGGAGAAGACGAGCUUACUUAUGAUGAAUCCUUCGAGGCGGAACUUUCCGAUGCUGAAUCUGAAGACGAAUCUUAA